AUAUUGUCUGCACAAAGACAAAUUCCAAUGGAGGCAAAAAGCAAGGUCCUGAUCAUUGGAGGAACUGGGUACUUCGGAAAAUUCAUUGUUGAGGCCAGUGCUAAGUCUGGUUAUCCUACAUUUGCUUUUGUCCGAGAAUCCACUCUCUGUAAUCCUGCUAAGACCAAAAUCAUCCAGAAAUUUGUCGCCUUAGGCAUCAGCUUUCUAUUUGGAGAUUUAUACGAUCAUAGGAGUUUAGUGAGGGCAAUAAAGGAGGUGGAUGUGGUGAUUUCUACGGUUGGUCACCAUCUGUUGGCCGAUCAAGAUAAGAUCAUUGCUGCAAUUAAAGAAGCUGGUAAUAUUAAGAGAUUCUUGCCUUCAGAGUUUGGAAGUGAUGUAGAUCGUAUGCAUGCAGUUGAUCCUUUAAGAUCAACAUAUGCCCUUAAGGCUAGAACGCGUCGAAUGAUUGAGGCUGAGAAAAUUCCUUACACCAUUGUGUCUUCCAACUUAUUUUCUAGCUUCUUCCUCCCCACUUUGGCACAAACUGGAGCCUCAGGACCCCCCAAAGAAAAAGUUGUUAUCUUAGGGGAUGGAAAUCUAAAAGCAAUUUUUAACAGAGAAGAGGACAUUGGCAUCUAUACCAUGAGAGCUGUGGAUGAUCCAAGAACCUUGAACAAAAUUCUCUACAUCAAACCUCCCGCCAACAUCUACUCAUUCAAUGAUCUUGUGUCUUUGUGGGAGAAAAAGAUUGGUAAAACCCUUGAGAGAAUCUAUGUUCCAGAGGAGCAACUUCUAAAGAACAUUAAAGAGGCCUCACCUCCACUGAAUGUGAUCUUCUCAGUUUAUCAUUCUGUCUUUGUGAAAGGAGAUCAAACAAACUUUGAAAUUGAUCCAUCAUUUGGAGUGGAAGCUUCACAGCUUUAUCCUGAUGUUAAAUACAUUUCAGUUGAUGAGUUUCUCAAUCAUUUUGUCUAAGAGCCAAACUUUUCUAUUGUUAAUCUUCUAAAGAGUUUCACUAUCUUAUUGGAUAAUAAAGUAGGUUGUUUCUGGCCGGGAAAGAAGGAGAAGAUAGUUGCUGCUGUCUGUAUAUGGAAAAUUGGUGCUUGCCUCUUUGUGUGCCUACUUUGGUUGAUUCUGUGGAAAUGUUGGGUUACCUUGUUGAUAUAACCCAAAUGGAAAUCAAUGAAUACUGCCUCCUUUCACUUCUUCUUUAGACUCUGGUUCCCAUGUUACUUGGCACGUGCCAAGCAACAUGCUUGUGGCAGUCUUGAGCUGUCAUAAUUCCAUAACAUAGGGAUGUGGUUAAGAACUUUGUGCAUUGUAUAAGUACAAGGUGUAAAAUUGGCUUGAAAUGUUAGCCCAAGAUUGAUCAGGACUCUUCUCAUGGAUGACAGCAACUGAAGGCAUGCUGUUGACAAUGUUAUAAAUUGGACCAAGUUAUAGAUUUUUCUUAAUCAAUAGCCUUGUAAUUCUGUCAUUCUCUCAUUAAAGAAGAGGUUUUGGGAUUUGACCACUACAGGAUUUGCAGGGGAGAGGGAUAAAGUCAUAAAACAAAAAGAAUGCUAUUAGAGCAAAAUUUUGCUUGUCAUUCUGUAAAAACGUCUUGUCAUUAAUACAAACUAGAAUAGGUCACACAAAAAUCAUAGACAUGACUAUUUUAGAGAAGUCCAGCUAUACAUAUUGUGACCCUGUGGCCUAUGCCCAACAACUGGUAUCUGGUAAGAAUAUUGUUAACUAAUUAUGUGGCCAGUUCUAAACAGUGGAUACCAACAACCACAAAUU
Quercus lobata is the source of this 1761-nucleotide messenger RNA. Its product is annotated as phenylcoumaran benzylic ether reductase Pyrc5-like. The record is from RefSeq and is a predicted model, not a curated record. The transcript has 5 exons. NCBI's taxonomy places the organism in Eukaryota, Viridiplantae, Streptophyta, Magnoliopsida, Fagales, Fagaceae. The coding region runs from base 28 to 954 and encodes 308 amino acids. Gene Ontology annotation, molecular function: oxidoreductase activity.